AUGGUCCGCAUCGCCAAGGCCCUGGGGUUGGUUAUCCUGUGCGUCGCCGUGCUCAUACUGUCGCUCAUCAGCUAUGUGUCCCUCAGAAAAGACAGCCUCUUCGGCUCCUCCAAAUAUUACAUGGGAGGCCCGAGGAUCAUGUUCCACGCAGGAUUUCGGUCUCAGUUCGCCAUGAAUUUCCUGGACCCCUCCUUCAUCCCGUUAACCAACGCCCUGAAUGAGGAGCUCCAAGGAAAACCCUCCAAAUGGAAGUUCAACAAGACGGCGUUUCAUCUGCAGAAGAAAGACAUCUUCAGCUACAUCGACAUUCCCACCAACUUCUCCCUCACGAAGAACAGCGUGCGCGUCGGCCAGCUGAUGCACUUCGACUACUCCAGCCACAAGUACGUCUUCUCCAUCAGCAACAACCUGAAGUCCCUGCUGCCGGACGCCUCCCCCAUCCGCAACAAGCACUACAGCGUGUGCGCCGUGGUGGGCAACAGCGGCAUCCUGACAGGAAGCCACUGCGGCCCGGAGAUCGACCAGGCCGACUUUGUCUUCCGCUGCAACUUCGCCCCCACGGAGGUGUACUCCAAGGACGUGGGCAAGAAGACCAACCUCACCACCUUCAACCCCAGCAUCCUGGAGAGGUACUACAACAACCUGCUGACCAUCCAGGACAGGAACAAUUUCUUCCUCAACCUGAAGAAGCUGGAGGGAGCCAUCCUGUGGAUCCCCGCCUUCUUCCUGCACACGUCAGCCACGGUGACCAGGACCCUGGUGGACUUCUUUGUGGAGCACAAGGGGCAGCUGAAGGUCGAGCUGGCCUGGCCGGGAAACAUCAUGCACGAUGUCAACAAAUACUGGAAGACUAAAAACCUCUCCCCGAAGCGCCUCAGCACGGGGAUCCUCAUGUACACGCUGGCGUCCGCCAUGUGCGACGAGAUCCACCUCUACGGCUUCUGGCCCUUCGGCUGGGACCCCAACACGGGCAACGAUCUGCCUUACCACUACUACGACAAGAAAGGGACCAAAUUCACCACCAAGUGGCAGGAGACCCACCAGCUGCCCAGCGAGUUCAAGCUGCUCUACAAGCUGCACAGGGACGGCGUGAUCAAACUCAGCCUGACGCACUGCUCCUAG
This is a messenger RNA of Gasterosteus aculeatus aculeatus (three-spined stickleback), 1122 nucleotides long. Its product is annotated as alpha-2,8-sialyltransferase ST8Sia IIIB. Gene Ontology annotation, molecular function: alpha-N-acetylneuraminate alpha-2,8-sialyltransferase activity. Gene Ontology annotation, biological process: oligosaccharide metabolic process; N-glycan processing. The record is from RefSeq and is marked provisional. NCBI's taxonomy places the organism in Eukaryota, Metazoa, Chordata, Actinopteri, Perciformes, Gasterosteidae.